CGCAGCUUUUCCUGUCUGUGCAGAUUUCUGUCUGGUUAUUUUUCUUAUAUUAGCAUUGUGCUGGAUAUUCACUUAAUAGGAAAGGAGAGUUUUCAUUUUAAAAGCAUCAUGAGGCACCUACUUUCACAGGGGCACAAGCCCCCUGUGUUGUUGGUGAGCGAGCAUUUAAGAUGUCACUGAGCCGUGAAAGAAGAGUAAAUACCUCAGCGCUGGAGAAAGUUGCAGCAGACAUGAGCAAUUUAAUAGAGAACCUGGACACUAGGGAGCUCCACUUUGAGGGGGACGAGGUGGAUGCUGACGUGUUGAAUGAUCCGAAAACAACUGUGGGCAUCCCAUUCUCUGCAAUUUAUAACACUCAAGGGUUCAAAGAACCUCAUAUACAGACAUAUCUAACCGGAUGUCCGAUUAAAGUCCGAGUUCUGGAAGUAGAACGCUUUACCUCAACAAAAAAGGUACCAAGUCCAAAUGUUUACACUAUUGAGUUCACACAUGGGGACUUUACAUGGCAAGUGAAAAGGAAAUUCAAGAACUUUCAAGAAUUCCACAGGGAACUGCUGAGAUACAAAGCCUUCGUACGAAUUCCUAUCCCUACAAGGAGUCACACAGUUAGAAGACAGACUAUCAAAAGAGGAGAAGCGAGGCAGAUGCCGAGUCUGCCACGCACGUCUGAGAACAUGGUCCGAGAAGAACAUUUUUCUAGUAGAAGAAAACAACUGGAAGACUACUUGACAAAGAUCUUAAAAAUGCCCAUGUACAGAAACUACCAUGGAACGAUGGAAUUCAUUGGUGUAAGUCAGCUGUCAUUUAUCCAUGAUCUAGGACCAAAAGGCAUAGAAGGUAUGAUCAUGAAACGAUCAGGAGGCCACAGAAUACCCGGUCUGAACUGCUGUGGGCAAGGAAGGGCCUGCUAUCGAUGGUCCAAAAGGUGGUUAGUAGUGAAAGACUCUUUCCUAAUGUAUAUGAAGACGGAUAGCGGAGCCAUUUCCUUUGUCCUGUUGGUAGAUAAAGAAUUCAGCAUUAAGAUUGGCAAGAAAGAGACUGAAACAGAAUAUGGGUUACGGAUUGACAAUCUCUCCAGGUCAUUGAUUUUGAAGUGUAACAGCUACAGACAUGCCCGAUGGUGGGGACAGGGAAUAGAAGAGUUCAUUCAGAAAAAUGGCAAAAACUUUCUAACACAUCACAGAUUCGGGUCGUAUGCAGCUAUACAGGAGAAUACUUUGGCAAAGUGGUAUGUAAAUGCAAAAGGGUAUUUUGAAGAUGUAGCAAAUGCCAUGGAGGAAGCGAAAGAAGAAAUUUUCAUCACAGAUUGGUGGUUGAGCCCAGAAAUCUUUAUGAAGCGACCCGUGGUAGAAGGAAAUCGCUGGAGACUAGACUGCAUUCUCAAGCGGAAAGCACAACAAGGAGUGAGAAUUUUUGUAAUGCUCUACAAAGAAGUGGAGCUUGCUCUAGGAAUCAACAGUGAAUACAGCAAGCGGACCCUAAUGCGUCUACAUCCAAACAUCAAGGUGAUGAGGCAUCCAGAUCACGUGUCAUCCUCAGUGUACCUGUGGGCCCAUCAUGAGAAGCUCGUUGUCAUUGACCAGUCUGUAGCAUUCGUUGGUGGCAUUGACUUGGCCUACGGGAGGUGGGAUGAUGAUGAGCACAGGCUGACCGACGUUGGCAGUGUGAAACGAAUUGCAGGAACAAAGUCCACAUCUACAGUGAAUCUCAUACCUAGAGCCGAGUCCACGGAAGCUUUAGCCCUGAAAACUCAGCCUCUGGGGAACCUGCCACAGCACAGAAAUAGUGAUGACAUACUAGAUUCUUCAAGAAUGAAAGGAAUAGGAAAACCCAAAAAGUUUUCCAGGUUUAGCAUUUAUAAGCAUCUCCAGAAGCACGGCCUACACCAUGCUGAUAGUGUGAGCAGUAUAGACAGUGAGUCAGGUUAUUGUAAUCCUAGCAGAAGCCAGCAGAAUUUAAUCCAGAGUUUAAAACCCCACCUGAAAAUGUUUCAUCAUCCCACUGAGUCCAAACAAGGGCUCACUGAGUGUGAGGACGAUAAAGGAUCAAUCCGCAGCUUGAAGACAGGUGUUGGAGAACUUUUUGGGGAGACCAGGUUCUGGCAUGGAAAGGACUAUUGCAAUUUCGUCUUUAAAGACUGGGUUCAACUUGACAAACCCUUUGCUGAUUUCAUUGACAGAUACACCACACCCAGAAUGCCAUGGCAUGAUAUUUCAUCCGUUGUGCAUGGCAAAGCUGCACGGGAUGUUGCUCGACACUUUAUUCAGCGCUGGAACUUCACAAAGAUCAUGAAGCCCAAAUACAGAUCCCUGUCCUACCCAUUUCUGUUGCCAAAAUCUCAUCAAACCGCCGGUGAGAUGAAGUAUCAAGUGCCCGAGUCUGUAUGUGCCAAUGUACAGGUCCUCCGUUCUGCUGCAGAUUGGUCAGCUGGUAUCAAGUACCAUGAAGAAUCCAUCCACAAUGCUUAUGUUAGCGUGAUAGAAAACAGUAAACACUACAUCUAUAUUGAAAACCAAUUUUUUAUUAGCUGUGCUGAUGACAAAGUCGUUUCUAACAAGAUUGGAGAUACCAUUGCUCGGAGGAUUCUUAAAGCACACAGGGACAACAAACGAUACCGAGUGUAUGUGGUGAUCCCGCUGUUGCCUGGAUUUGAAGGAGAUAUUUCAACUGGAGGUGGGAAUGCACUGCAAGCCAUAAUGCACUUCAACUACAGGACCAUGUGCAGAGGAGAUAAUUCUAUCCUGGAACAGUUGAAAGCAGAGAUUGGAGAUCAGUGGAUAAACUACAUAUCGUUCUGUGGGCUUCGAACCUACGCUGAGCUGGACGGAAAUCUUGUCACUGAACUCAUCUAUGUUCACAGCAAAUUGCUUAUAGCUGAUGACAACACUGUCAUCAUUGGCUCUGCUAACAUCAAUGACCGCAGCAUGCUGGGAAAACGCGACAGUGAAAUGGCUAUCAUUGUGCAAGACACCGAAACCGUCCCUUCAGUGAUGGAUGGAAAGGACUACAAAGCCGGACGAUUUGCUCAGUCACUCCGCCUCCGGUGUUUUAGGGUUGUUCUUGGUUGUCCAGCAGACCACAAUGCUGAUCUUCAGGAUCCAGUCUCUGACAGAUUCUUCAAGGAGGUGUGGGUUGCAACAGCUGCCCGCAAUGCCACUAUUUUUGAUAAGGUGUUCCGAUGCCUUCCCAGUGAUGAGGUGACAAAUUUAGCCCAGCUGCGUGACUUCAUCGCCAAGUCAAAACUGGUAACCCAAGAUGCUGCAAAAGCAGCAGAAGAAUUAAAGAAGAUUCACGGAUUUCUAGUGCAAUUCCCCUUUCGUUUCCUGUAUGAAGAAAACUUGCUGCCUUCUGUUGGAACAAAAGAAUCCAUGGUACCCAUGGAAGUUUGGACUUAGGGUGAUUUAGACUGCAUCAGAAUUUAAAGUCUGGUUCCUGGGAGACAGUUUGCAUACCUGAUGAUUUCAGGAAGCUUUUUAUUGCCAAGGUAGCCACCAAAAAGGUCUCCAUCAAUCUAAUGUGCCUUUCUUAAGGAUUUUGGUGGAACAGCUUCAGACAAAAUGACACUGUUAUGGGUAGGGAAAGAAAAUUUGGCACUGAUCAUCAUUGACAAGUUCU
Chelonoidis abingdonii (Abingdon island giant tortoise) is the source of this 3615-nucleotide messenger RNA. It is a transcript of the gene PLD1, whose product is annotated as phospholipase D1. NCBI's taxonomy places the organism in Eukaryota, Metazoa, Chordata, Testudines, Testudinidae. The record is from RefSeq and is a predicted model, not a curated record. Gene Ontology annotation, molecular function: D-type glycerophospholipase activity; phosphatidylinositol binding. Gene Ontology annotation, cellular component: intracellular membrane-bounded organelle; plasma membrane region. Gene Ontology annotation, biological process: phospholipid catabolic process; intracellular signal transduction; phosphatidic acid biosynthetic process.